Dioscorea cayenensis subsp. rotundata (Guinea yam) is the source of this 1325-nucleotide messenger RNA. RefSeq names its product WAT1-related protein At1g44800-like. Gene Ontology annotation, molecular function: transmembrane transporter activity. Bases 38 to 1168 code for a protein of 376 amino acids. The transcript is spliced from 9 exons. Gene Ontology annotation, cellular component: plasma membrane. The record is from RefSeq and is a predicted model, not a curated record. NCBI's taxonomy places the organism in Eukaryota, Viridiplantae, Streptophyta, Magnoliopsida, Dioscoreales, Dioscoreaceae.
CAGCCUCCUCCAAACCUAAUCUCAGUUGUAUCUAUGCAUGCCGGUGCCCUGCUUCCUUCUAGGUCGCGUGUGCACGCCACCUACGUACGCCGAUAUGUCAGGAUCACAAGAGAGGAUGUGCACAUUUCAAUGGAGAGUUGCUCUCAAUAAGACACAGCCAUACUCACUGAUGGUGCUCCUACAACUUGGAUUUGCAGGGUUGCAUUUAUUGUCUGUAUUUACCCUUAAGCAUGGCAUGAACCAUUAUGUGCUCAUAGUCUAUCGUAAUAUUAUUGCUACAUUAGUUAUGCUUCCUUUAGCUCUAUGGUUUGAAAGAAAUAUGAGGCCAAAGAUGACAAAAGGCAUCUUCUUGAAGAUAUUCCUGCUAGCACUACUUAGCGUGUUAGAUCAGAACUUCUACUACCUUGGUGCUAAAGACACAUCGGCCAACUUUGUUGCAAGUUUUAAUUUAGUUCCCGUCCUAACCUUCAUCAUUAAUAUUCUAUUAAGGAACGAGAAGAUUAAAAUAAAAAAUGUGAGAAGCUGGCUAAAAAUCAUUGGUGUCGUAGUUAUUACUGGUGGAUCUCUUGUGAUGAUAUUAUACAAGGGUAAAACGCUAGGGUCAUUAGGAACGAGAGCAUCUACUAAUAUAGAAAGGCAUCAGUUAUUUGGAACAUUCAUGCUGCUUCUUAGUUGUUUGUGUGGAGCUUCUUUCUCUACAUUACAAGAUCAUGUAUUGAAAUCUUAUUCAACCGAGCUUUCAUUAUCUACUUUUAUAUGCUUAUUCUCGGUGAUCAUAAGUGGAGUCACAACCUCAAUAGUUAAACCAAACCCUAGUGCUUGGAAGAUAGGAUGGAACUUGAGACUUGUCUCCAUAAUUUACUCGGGAGUAAUUUGUUCUGGAAUUGCUUACUAUUUGCAAGGUGUAGUGAUUAAGAAGAAAGGUGCUGUUUUCUCAUCUGCAUUCAGUCCUUUACGGAUGCUUAUUGUUGAUGUUCUUGAUCCCACCGUUCUUGCAGAAGCUAUCACACUAGCAAGGAUUAUCGGUGCAGUUAUCAUGAUAAUUGGACUUUUUUUGUUAUUAUGGGGAAAAAUGAUAGAUGAAAAGUCAAAAUUGGAAAGGGAGGAAGGCGUUAUUGAUUUACCUAUAGUUGUGCCUAUGAGGACUUCUACGGUCAAUCCAAUGUAAUACUAGUUAUUAGAUAAAUUUAAUUUUACAAUUGGAUAUGCUAAAUCACAAUCCAUUAUAGAAUGGAACGAGGAAUGAAAAAGUACUGAAAAGAGUGAAAGAGGAAAAAACAUUGUUAUACAAAACAAAAAUAUUACACUAGAGAUUAUGUGGUAAU